AUGAAGUCAGUGACGAUUUGCGGCCUCCUGACCAUCUUGUAUAGCUUCCGUUGCGCAGUUGCGGCAAAUGACGAAGACCACGAUCAUGCACAUGACCAUGGAGAGCAUGGGAGCGGGUUUGAGUGGGCAGGCAUUUUUGAAACGCCAGAGGCAAACUACCUCUGGACGGCUCAGAAAGUGAACGGGGACUAUGCCGAUCCUGCUAUGAAGUUGGUAGCCUUGCCAGCCACGACGGUGAGCCAGCAAGCCCUCCACGACAUGGAGACACAGGGAAAAGAAGCCAUGGAGCUCAUCUGCACUCCAGUUCAGGCUGGAAGCACCAUUACCCCAGCUGCGAGCACAUGUUACGAGCUGCAGUUCCAGGCAACUGCAUGGCAGAGCCUCUUCAACGUGGAUGCCAGCGCGGUGGCAGGCAUAGCCUUCUUUGCACAGCAUCUUUGA
This is a messenger RNA of Symbiodinium pilosum, 441 nucleotides long. The record is from the annotation of a GenBank genome assembly. NCBI's taxonomy places the organism in Eukaryota, Dinophyceae, Suessiales, Symbiodiniaceae.